This is a messenger RNA of Plectropomus leopardus (leopard coralgrouper), 794 nucleotides long. RefSeq lists its product as uncharacterized. NCBI's taxonomy places the organism in Eukaryota, Metazoa, Chordata, Actinopteri, Perciformes, Serranidae. The record is from RefSeq and is a predicted model, not a curated record.
UUUGUGUUCACUUCUGGGUUUUUACGAGUGUAAUUCAGUGGCCAUGGCAUUACAGGGAGCACUUAUCUGUUUUUGCUCACUAGCAGUCUUGUCCUCCUCUGCAGCUCAAGAUGACACCUUACCUCCGAAAUGUGACUUGCAAAAAACUCUAUUAAAUCAUCUCAAGGAGGCGGAAGAGUGUGGAGAAGACCUGCCGUCCGAAUGGAGCACAGAGGCGACGGCUAAAGUGCUGCUGACCAUGAAGAAUCUGACUGAAACGCUGCACAAACACCAGCUGAAAGGAUGUCAAGGUGCAGAGCCACAGAAAUGCCCCGCAGCUGAAGUUCCCAAAAAUGGAGGGCUGGCAUGUGUAACAGUCGCCAACACGAGCUACUGCAAACCACUCUGCAGCCAUGGUUAUGACUUUGCUUUCCUGAGGAGAAGUCGUUUGUACGAGAAAUGCGGCGAGCAGACCGGAUAUAAAUGGGAAACUCAGUACAUCGGAGGAAACACGCUGGCUGUGUGCAACGAAGCACCAUUUCAAAUUUCAGGAGCAAAUACAGCGUAUUUUCCCAAAGAUCAGGGCUGCCUGACAACCAAGAGCAACAGCCAACUGCAGAGAGACGUCAUCAGCGUUUUUACCGCUGAGCUGAAGAGUCAUAACGUGCAGGGAGAGCCUCAGUCCUCGUGUCUUGUUUGUGGAUGACCACGAGGCAGAUACGCUCCCUUUAAGUUUCACUGAGAAAUAAAGCUUUGCAAGUAGUUAAAAACUUGUAAAUGUUAGAGUUUGGUGAAUAAAAGUUUUCUUGAACUUU